UCUUCCUAAACCUGAUGUCACACCGAGGAGAGCGGCAACUGUCUUUAAAAAGUGUAAAAUCACAAUUAAACCACACACGACUCGACAAUUAACUCGUUUGAUGCCAAACGAGGGGCUGUUGCCGAACCAUUUUUCGACGUUUAAUUUUAAGUACAAGAAAAAAUAUACCCUAUUUGAGAUGGGGAAGUCCCUGCAAGGAAAUCCCCUCUUCAUAAGAUAAUUUCGAAAUUGAGAGAGGCUCUCACAGGCUGAAGCUUUCUGCCUUUGGUCUACAGCAGACGUAUGUGAGCCUAUGACACUCAAACUUGUACAAUCUAUGGGAAAAUCGAUCUUUAUGUGUUGGUUUUAACGCGCCAGCGGAUUGUUCAGCAUGGAUGAGAUGAAGAGGGAGAACGAGGCGCUGAAAGCGAAGUUGCGCAGCUGCUCUACACUCAACACAAUUUACCACGAAACACAACAAGAAAUUGCUCGUUUAAAUCAAUUGGUCAUCUCCAAAGACGGAAUUAUUACCGAAUUGAGGGCGAGACUGGGGAAAUAUGAGAAAACAGUGGUCAUAGAAGGAGAGGAGCCCUAUAUUGUAGGGCCGUCGAAAUCUCUCAUCGAGAGUUUGUGUAAGGAAAUUUGCAAAUUAAAGCAAAAACUCAAGGACUCAGAGGCAGACACCGCCCAGAGACUGGAAACCAGUAAAACAGAGAUCCAGAGGUUGCAAGAAAAGUUGAAGGAGAAGGAUCAAGAGAUAGAGAUCAUCAGGGAAAGGCCCGAGCACGAGAAAGAAAGGGAGAUCCAGCGACUGCGCUCCACCUUGGCCGAAAGUGACCGGACGCAGGCCACCAGGGCCGUCCUUUGCAACUCUCUGGCUGAAGAAGCUGAGCAGUUGAGGGCACAGCUGGGAGCCACCGUGCAGGUGUGCCAGGAGCUUUUGGGACGGCUGGAGAAGGAGAAAAACAAGUCAGUCAUGGCGGAUCAGAGAACUCAGGCAAAUGAGAUGAAAGAUUCCCCUGAAGUUCCCCAUCUAAAUGUCAUCAUCAGCAAGUUAGAAGAAGAGAACGACCAGCUUAAAAAGAGAGUUGCAUAUGUGGAAAGUUUAAACUCAAAGUGGCAGAAGUACGACUCCAGUAGAGAGGAGUAUGUGAGGGGCUUGUGUCAGAAGUUGAAAGAGUCAAACGGUCUGGCAUCCGCAGGUCCGACCCUAACCCAAACGUCGGCUUCGGGCAACGUGGCUUUGUUCCAGCAGGAGAUCGCGCGGCUCAACGGCCUCCUGCAGGACAAGAUGAUGGAGUGCGACAGGUUCAGCAGAGAGAGGGAUGACAGUAAAAGAAGAGACCAGGAGCGCAUUCAGAUGCUUGAGCAGCAGGUUUUGGCAUAUAUUGAGGAUUUCAAAUCCGAGAGGGCAGACCGAGAACGUGCUCAGGGUAAAAUCCUGGACCUUCAAGAUGAAGUUGCGCGACUACAACUGCAAAUACGCACACAGAGCGUCCAAGAUGCCCCAUCCUCACGGCGACUUCACAUUGGCCUAAAAAAAGUUCCCCACCGACAGACGGACACAGCCGAACCACUAAGAAACAAUCCCCCAGAAACAAGCUCAAAGAGGACUAUCAGUAACACGGCACCGCAGGGAGCCGCUGAACUGCAGUGCCCUCGCUGUCUCACCACGUAUGACGACGAUCACACGGCCGAAUACCUAAACCACUGGGACGAGUGUGCCAAGCUGUGAGUCUCUCACCUCACUGACUUUUCACAGGGCACAGAAAGCACUGAGGACAGAAUCACUACAAGCUUGCAGACUAUGGGAUGUUGACAGGGUGUUGAUGAAGGCAGGGACACGUUUAAACAGGAUGGAGACGAAGGAAGAGCUUUUUUCUUUUGGCUUGGCUUUUUGUUUGUGGGCUUGGUUGAUGUUAAGAAGGUCGCUUGUGGCAUAGGACUCAAGAUGUGACUUUGGGUUGGUCAUUCCCAGUUCAAAGGCUUACUCACAUGGCUGUCACUGACGGUUUGCUUACGAAGAGUUAUUCAAUCUCAAGCAUUUGUGGUUUUGUCACUGGGUUUUGUCAUUUGUUCAGUUCAUGGUGUCAAGCAUGGUACAUUUUGUCUGAGUUUCAAUCAAAUUUUGCUUAUUACUGUACUGCAGAUCUGUGUAUAAUUCAGAUGGAUCGUAAAAUUGGUAUCAUAUACCUCACCAAUAUGUAUUCUCUUUAUCAGCUGGUUUGCACUUUUUGCUAUUUUAAUUAUUGCUAAAUACAGAUGAUAAAAAUACAUAACCAUUUAUAUUUAAUACAUAAGCUUCUCUAUUAGUAGACUGUUAAAUAUAAUUCAUACUGUUUUUGUUACGGUGCUAUUUGUAAAGAUUAUUGUAAUAUUUUUAUAGUUCAUUUUUGGUUUAUUUGUAAGUUUAUUGUUAUUAUUUGCCUUAAGCUUAAAACAGAAAUUCAAAUUCAUACUAAAAUAUACAGAGCAGCACAGCGCACACUAUUAAUCAUCUGAUUCAUAUAUAUAUACAUAUAUCAAACUUCAGUUUCUGAUUAUAAAUGUUAAACAGUUCCGUCAUAUAACAUGUCAUUACUUUCUCAGAGUUUGAGGCACCUUCUGACUGUGAGGUACUUGCCAUUCGAUCCCCCUCUGCAGUUGAAAACAUUCUAGUUUUAAGUAAGAGAGGAAGUUCCCUACAUCCUGGUAAACUGAGACGUGAAGUUUUCACAUCUCAGAUGCUGCGUAUGACAAAAUGGCCUCCUAUUGCAGCGCACUUGAACACUUUAACAGGGUUCUAAGGCACUGACAACCAAAAUAUCACAGAGAUGCCAAAUUAAAACUGUGUGCUAACAAUAGGAGGAUUUAUUUUUAUAAUAAAAUAUUUGCUUAAGGACAUUUUUCGAAACAGUGUAAUCUUGUUUGUGUCUGAGUGUUUGCACAGUCAUUUUUAGUAAGAUAUGGGAAACCAGACACUGAGAGAGUUGUGAUAAUGCUGGCAAGAUCAUGAGGCAUAGUGUGUCAUAAAGCAUUAAACUCAAGUCCCAUGGGAUUUGAAAGAGUGUGUGUGUGUUCGCAAGUGGUGGAAAGCCCCUUCCCAAGCACAACUGAAUGGACAGGCUAUAACUGCAGCAAAUUCUCAGCUGUCCUGAGGCUUGGAAGUGAAUACAAGAAGAGAAGCAGGC
Messenger RNA from Labeo rohita (rohu), 3149 nucleotides. It is a transcript of the gene tnip2, whose product is annotated as TNFAIP3 interacting protein 2. Lineage: Eukaryota; Metazoa; Chordata; Actinopteri; Cypriniformes; Cyprinidae. Gene Ontology annotation, biological process: regulation of transcription by RNA polymerase II; cellular response to lipopolysaccharide. The record is from RefSeq and is a predicted model, not a curated record. The transcript has 6 exons. The coding region runs from base 371 to 1714 and encodes 447 amino acids. Gene Ontology annotation, molecular function: K63-linked polyubiquitin modification-dependent protein binding.